Aedes albopictus (Asian tiger mosquito) is the source of this 2245-nucleotide messenger RNA. RefSeq names its product zinc finger protein 433-like. The transcript is spliced from 2 exons. Gene Ontology annotation, biological process: regulation of transcription by RNA polymerase II. Gene Ontology annotation, cellular component: nucleus. Gene Ontology annotation, molecular function: zinc ion binding; RNA polymerase II cis-regulatory region sequence-specific DNA binding; DNA-binding transcription factor activity. The record is from RefSeq and is a predicted model, not a curated record. NCBI's taxonomy places the organism in Eukaryota, Metazoa, Arthropoda, Insecta, Diptera, Culicidae. The coding region runs from base 368 to 2131 and encodes 587 amino acids.
UCCUUUUGACAUGUUGAAUCAGAUAGAGGCGAAAAAUAAGCUGUUGUUUAUAAUUUUGACACUGCUAUAUGAAACAGGAAUGUCAGUCACUUCAUCCACACCUUUCUAAUAUACUCUCAUUUGGUGCAGUGGUGAACUGUUUUACAGGUUACGUGUGACAGACGUAAACGAAAAUCACAUCAGUGUUGUUAUUAAACAAAAACCACUUUCGAGAAUAUAAAUGUUCAGCCUAAAAAGUUUGCAGUAAACCAAAGUGGAGAAACCUUAUAAACUAAGAUCUUUUAAGGUACCCAUUACCGAAAUACACUAGUAUACCAAAGAUUGCUAGUAAUACACUAGUGAAGACUGACUACGGUAACGUUGGAAGAUGACCAACGUUCGGAAGCGACCACCGGCUUCAAGCACCAAAACAAAAAGCCAACAACCUCCGCAAGAGGAAAAGCGCACUGAUUCGGUCUGCCGUGUCUGUAUGGGCAGGGCGUCCGAUUCUGGCCUGAUGAUUGGACUAUUCGAUGGACAGAUACAGGGAACGAUCCUCGCCGAAGUGUUGACCCUGGUUGGAGCAGUGGAGCUGGCGACGAAAGACGACCGAUUGCCCAAGUGGUGCUGCGAGGAAUGUCUAAAGGCUCUGGAAAGCGCUUACAUACUGAGAACGUUAUGCCAGGACUCGGACCGGAAGCUACGGGAUGCACUUUUGAUGGAUGCGGCAACCGUUGUGGUGAAAGAGGAAGUCGAUGAAGAUAAGUCCAAGCUGGAGGAUCGAGAUGAGCUACUGAAUGCCGAAGAAACUACUUUCUCAGAACAUUUACAAUUGCCUAAGCUGGAGAUUAUAGACUGUGUAGAGGAAGAUGAGAUUCAACAGAUGAGCGAUGGCGUAGGUGGAGCACACGGUAUGGAAGAGGAUAAUGGCGGCACAGUCUCGGAUGAGGUAGAUGAGGAUCAAGAUGAAAAGAUGUCAAGAGAAGUAAAUAAGCCGAACCACGGAAAGAAGCCUUUAAAUCCAGAUGCCUUUGAUGAAGUGGAAGCUGUAGGAUUCAAAUGCUGUGGUUGCAAAGUCAUAUUCAACACUUCAAAGGAACUAAAAUCUCAUUCAAAGGAAGCCCACGCCCACAAGAAACUGACCAAAAAGGAGUUGCAACGCAAGAAGCAGUGUGAUAUAUGUUACAAGGUAUUGUCUCAUGACCUAUCCGUAUGGAACCACCAAAAGAAAGACAAACUGAACUUCCGAUGCAAGGUGUGUGGAGAUUUGUUCUGGAGUCGACAGAGGGUGUGCCUUCAUUAUGAUCGGGUUCACGGCCCGAAUCCAAUGAUCAAGGGUCCUUCGAAAGUUUGCUGUGGGUGUCAAGAGCAUUUUGAAACAGAAGAACAGCUUAGAGAGCAUAGUGUGACUGUACAUUUGCCAAAUAAACCUCCGCCAGAUCCUACCCGUCCGUACACCUGCAACGUUUGUUAUCGCUGCUACAAAUCCGAUUCUCUGCUGUACGCCCAUCAGUCCCGAAGGCUCAAGGAUGCCAAGAAGCAUGUGUGUGAUCAGUGUGGAGUGGCGUUCCGAUAUCCUGGAGCGUUGAAAUAUCAUAUAAUGUCACACACUGGCGAAAAGCAGUUCCAGUGUACAAAAUGUCCCAGAAUUUACAGCAAUUGGAACAGCUUCCGACAGCAUGUAAGCGGCCACAACAUGCCAGCGGAUAAGUACAAAUGCAAGAUUUGCGGAGAUAUAUUCAAAACACGCAAUGGAUUGAAACAGCACACGCUACAGCAUACCGGAGAGCGUCCGUACAAGUGUCCUCACUGUCCAGCCACUUUCGCCCUACUUGCUGGGCUAAAUUGCCAUUCGUUUACGCACACCGAUGAAAAGACUCAGGAAUGCCCGAUUUGCGGUAAGCAGUUCAAGCGACAAACGGAACUCAAGCAGCACCUCAAUCAUACUCAUCACAAGCAAAAACCCUUCGCCUGCUUCUUCUGUCCCAAACGAUACCCACGGAAAGACCGUCGCAAACAACACAUGCUCCAAGUCCAUCCCAAGGAACUACAAAGCAAUCCGCUUCCUUCGAUCGAGCUACUCGGUAACCCGUGGUCGUUGCGACAAAGGACGGAAGAAGCCGUUUUGCGGCAGCAGGGCAUGAUAGAAUAAAGCUGUGGAACAGAUAACUAUUUAUUAAUCUUUAACUAGACGAACGAUUCUCUAUACGUUGAUGUAUCAGUAAUAUGUAUGUCAAUAAUAAAAAAAUGUAACUUAUUGUCUUGA